This is a messenger RNA of Ectocarpus siliculosus, 81 nucleotides long. NCBI's taxonomy places the organism in Eukaryota, Phaeophyceae, Ectocarpales, Ectocarpaceae. The record is from the annotation of a GenBank genome assembly.
AUGAUCGAUCGAGUUGUCUAUGACAGCCCUCACCUACGCAACUCUUCCAAGAUUGUUCAGGGGCUUGGCGAUCACUUGUAA